Molecule: messenger RNA, 1473 nt
Organism: Limanda limanda (common dab)
Lineage: Eukaryota; Metazoa; Chordata; Actinopteri; Pleuronectiformes; Pleuronectidae
Product: mucin-2-like
Exons: 4
Coding region: 1-1473 (490 amino acids)
Source: RefSeq, a predicted model, not a curated record
AUGUUCACGUGUGAACUGUCUCUUCCUACCUCCUCACCCACUUCCUCCCCUACUUCCCUUCCUACCUCCUCACCCACUUCCCCUCCUACUUCCUCACCCACUUCCCCUCCUACUUCCUCACCCACUUCCCUACACUGCAGGUGUGAACUGUCUCUUCCUACCUCCUCACCUACUUCCUCACCCACUUCCCCUCCUACCUCCCUUCCUACUUCCUCCCCUACUUCCCCUCCUACCUCCUCACCUACCUCCCUUCCUACUUCCUCCCCUACUUCCCCUCCUACCUCCUCACCUACUUCCCCUCCUACCUCCUCACCUACUUCCCCUCCUACCUCCUCACCUACUUCCCUACACUGCAGCAUCGUCCCUACUUCCUCACCCACUUCCUCCCCUACUUCCCUUCCUACCUCCUCACCCACUUCCCCUCCUACUUCCUCACCCACUUCCCCUCCUACUUCCUCACCCACUUCCCUACACUGCAGGUGUGAACUGUCUCUUCCUACCUCCUCACCUACUUCCUCACCCACUUCCCCUCCUACCUCCCUUCCUACUUCCUCCCCUACUUCCCCUCCUACCUCCUCACCUACCUCCCUUCCUACUUCCUCCCCUACUUCCCCUCCUACCUCCUCACCUACUUCCCCUCCUACCUCCUCACCUACUUCCCCUCCUACCUCCUCACCUACCUCCCUUCCUACUUCCUCCCCUACUUCCCCUCCUACCUCCUCACCCACUUCCCCUCCUACCUCCUCACCUACCUCCCUUCCUACUUCCUCCCCUACUUCCCCUCCUACCUCCUCACCCACUUCCCCUCCUACCUCCUCACCCACUUCCCUACACUGCAGCAUCGUCCCUACUUCCUCACCUACUUCCUCCCCUACCUCCUCUCCUACCUCCUCACCUGCUCCCUCACCUACUUCCUCACCCACUUCCCCUCCUACCUCCUCACCCACUUCCCCUCCUACCUCCUCACCUACCUCCUCACCUGCUCCCUCACCUACUUCCUCACCUACUUCCUCCCCCACUUCCCCUCCUACCUCCUCACCAACUUCCCUUCCUACCUCCCCUCCUACCUCCCUUCCUACCUCCUCACCCUCUUCCCCUCCUACCUCCUCACCUACCUCCUCACCCACUUCCCCUCCUACCUCCUCACCCACUUCCCCUCCUACCUCCUCACCCACUUCCCCUCCUACCUCCUCACCAACUUCCCUUCCUACCUCCCCUCCUACCUCCCUUCCUACCUCCUCACCCUCUUCCCCUCCUACCUCCUCACCCACUUCCCCUCCUACCUUCUCACCCACUUCCCUUCCCUUCCUACCUCCUCACCUACUUCCCUUCCUACCUCCUCACCCACUUCCCCUCCUACCUCCCUUCCUACCUCCUCACCCUCUUCCCCUCCUACCUCCUCACCUACUUCCCCUCCUACCUCCCUUCCUACCUCCUCACCUACUCCUUCCCGUGCUUCUGUUUGCUGGUUAG